Molecule: messenger RNA, 1066 nt
Organism: Eruca vesicaria subsp. sativa (arugula)
Lineage: Eukaryota; Viridiplantae; Streptophyta; Magnoliopsida; Brassicales; Brassicaceae
Source: the annotation of a GenBank genome assembly
UUUCGAUAUUUCAACUUCCCUCUCUCUCUCCCUCUCUCUCUUUCUUCGUCAUUCUCUCUCUUAACUUCUCUUCUUUCUCUCUCUCGUUGCUUAUCUGAUUCCUUUUGACUAGUGUAACGUCAUGAAGAAGGUUGCAUCGGCAUCAGCCAAGAAGACGGUUACGGAUGAGUGGGUAACCGCAGCGAUGACGGACGACCAGAUGGUCGUAGAGCUUCUUUUGCGGUUGAAGCACGCGGGGACGGUUGCUGCGGAGACUCCGGAGGCGAAUCUGGCUCCUCUGCGGUGGGGAAUCCGUCAACGGAGGUCACGGUCGUCAAGAUUUGGUGGCGUAACGUUGAAGAAGGAUGUGGAUACGGUUAGAGGUAGUCCGAAGACUCCGUUCUCAUGGAGCGGCGGUGGCUCCUCCUCCGGCGAGGACACGAGUGGUCAAGCUAGCUGCUCUACGUCUACAGGUUACGGAUCUAAGGCUUUACCCACAAACGAAAUCACCAGUUUUUUUUCCAAGAGAUUGAAGAACAAAAAGUCAUCUUCUGAGCUUAAACACGAAGAGAACUUGAAGUUGAAGGAAAGACUCCACCUUGAAAAGGAGAUUGCAAGUCUCCGAGUAACGUUCGACCAACAAAACGUAAUGAACCAAAGGUUAAAGAGGAUUAAGCUUGACUUGAACUCAGGUCAUGUCAAGAACGAGACUCCUAUUGAUCUGAUUCGUAAAUCACAAGGCGACUCAAAACCUUGCAGAAUAGAGAGUAGCUCGGAGAGCUCCUUCUUCCUCCCUGAUCUCAACAUAACACCACCCGAGGACGAGAUAUUAUAUGGAACUAGCUAAGUGGCAAGAUUUAUCUGAUUUACAAUCAAGAAGGGAGUCAGAGACUUUAACAGAGAAAGUGAAUGUAUAUUGUCUCUUCCCAUCAUUCUUGUUUUCUAUUCAUUACUUCUUGUUUUUUUUAGAAGAAAGUGAAUGUUAAAGUUCUUUAAUGUUUUGUUUUCUCUCUCUUUUACCCAAUUCAUUGUAGCUAAGGGCAUCUCCAACCCAACUCCAUUUUUUACUCUAAAAUGGAGUAAAAGG